Molecule: messenger RNA, 4056 nt
Organism: Liolophura sinensis
Lineage: Eukaryota; Metazoa; Mollusca; Polyplacophora; Chitonida; Chitonidae
Product: prospero homeobox protein 1-like
Exons: 4
Coding region: 290-2812 (840 amino acids)
Biological process (GO): regulation of transcription by RNA polymerase II
Cellular component (GO): nucleus
Molecular function (GO): DNA-binding transcription factor activity, RNA polymerase II-specific; RNA polymerase II cis-regulatory region sequence-specific DNA binding
Source: RefSeq, a predicted model, not a curated record
UGCUGUAUAGGGAGGGUGUUGUCAUUUUAUACCAACUGACAGUGGAAAUAAGAUCAGGAAUCUAACCCCUAUGAUUACUCUAUCAGCCAGCACAAAGACUGUGAACAAGGACAGUAGUGCUGCUUACAACAGUCUUGCCUGGCCUUGGUCUUGAAGCGAGGGUUGCUGUAGCUUAUACUACUGUGUCCCCAGCAGCCAGCCUCUCAUAGUACAGUACCUCCCCACCCUAGAGCUUCUGCUGCUCUCUGGCCACCAAUCAGGAAGUUGUCUGGGUAAGGGACUAUCUACUAUGAGAGAGGAGGGUGAUAGAGUUGAAGUGUCUCAUUGUCAGCCGGCACAGCGAGACAUGAAAUUGGGUGGAAGCUGCAGGGCAGCAGAUGAGGGAAGUCCAGUACAUGUACAGACGGAUAAUAACAACAAGUGUUCCAUCGUUGCCGGACCACAGACAGAUAAACUGAUCAGAGAGAGGGUCACAUCUCCAGGUGUACCUCCUAAACACUGUGAUAAGCUCAGGGCAGGGCUUCCUUCGGAGACAUCCAAACUUCUUAAGGACAUACUACAGCAGAAAGACAAAAAACUUCGCGAAAACAACAACAGCUUGAAGAGUUUUAUGGUGAGCCGUGACGGUCAGGAUAACAGUGAUUUGAUAGCUCAGCUGCUGAAGAACAACCCUGGUUCUCACAGCCACUCAUCCAUGAUGGAGGAGAGGGAAAGCCUGAGACUUGGUACCCAGGUGGAGAGCGAGAGUGACUCGGAUAGGGACAGCUACACAGAAACCUGCCGAUUUAACGGUGACGAGGAUUUGGGUGACACCAUGGACUCUGAGAUUAAGGAUGGAAGCUGUGAAGACAAACAUUGGAGUUCUGAUAACUAUGACUUGAUGGGACAGUCAGGCAAGGAUGGAGACAGUAUGGAGGCAAAAAGGGCAAGGGUGGAAAAUAUCAUCACCAGUAUGCGUCCCUCACCCUCGGGCUUAGGGGGUGAAGUGGGAUCUCAGCUGUCACCAGACAUGAGGAGACCGAAACGCAAACAGUACCAACCACAGCAGCACGACUCCAAAUAUGUCCCACACUCUUCGAGUAAAUAUCGCAAACAAGAGGAGAGGGAUAAGCUCAAGGAACAGUUAGAGUUUGUACAAAAAACAUUACAACAAAUGCAAAAACAGUAUGUGGAUUUAUUCGAUGAGGAAGAGAAGGAAAUUGCCCAGUCAGACGUGAAAUCGAGCAGAGACAGUAAGUACUUUGACUUCUUAUCAGAUAAGUUAUGUAAUAGAAAAGAGGAAGCCGUGGUGUGCAAAAAUUUGAAUUUUAAACCUUCAGAAGUUGAGAGUAGUGCUGCGGUCAAGCAAACAGCCAGAUCAAACUUUACUCAGGACUCAGGACAAAAUACAAAAGACUCUGGAGAUAUGUUAGAAAAGGACAAUUUUACUGAGUUUGCCAGUUUGCUUAAAUACAAAAUAGCUGAUGCUGUGGCAAGUGCUAUUGAUGGUGUCAUGACAAAGUUCAGCCACACCCAAGUGAAGCCCAAGAAAAAUGAGAUUCUUAGCCCUGCUAAUGCUGAAGUGGUGGAAAAGGAAAAUAAGCCAGUACAUGUGUCCCCCCGCCCCACGGAAGUGCUCCCCCAGCUUACAGAAGACUCUUGUCCCGUCUCAAAUCUUAAAGAAAAAGAACAGAAUUCCAAUAAGACACCAAAAGUUAGCGACAAAUCAGAGAGAUUGGAGAAAUUUGACAGGUUUGACCACAAGUCCUUCUUGGAUUCGCCCAUAAGAAGUUUUAUGGACUUGCCACGAGGGCACCAUCACCCCCACUUGCCAGCCUACCCUUCCAUGCCCUUUUACUUGCCCACCCAAGUCCACCACCCAAACCCGCUUGUGUUUGGGGUGGAACCAGAGCAGACAGAAGCGUUGCCCUUAGUGGUCAACACACCCAAGAAGAAAAGAACGAAGGUGACCGACACCCGCCUGUCGCCCCGCGCUGCCCGUGUCUUGCUGCAGGAGAGUGUCCCCGUGAGUAGCCACAGCGACAUGGGACUGGGACGCCACUCUCCCUCCUCUUAUCCUCACAUGUUCCCCAUGCUACCCACAUCUGUGGCCAUCCCUAACCCAGGCCUACAGCACUCAGACUUUAUGAGGUUCUACGAGGAACAGGUCUUCAACAACCACCACCACGAAGGCCCCCAGUCCACCACCCAUUCGCCCCUCCAUGCAGACCAGGGCUCACCAGGUGCCAGCCACAUAUCCGCCUCCGAGGGGGCGCACCUGUCCAAUGGCAAGCGUGAGCGGGACUCCUACAGUCCAGGAGAUUCAUCUUAUGACUCCUUCCACAUGACCAGUACUCUCACACCAAUGCACCUACGCAAGGCCAAGCUGAUGUUUUUCUUUGUCCGGUACCCAAGCUCGGCCAUUUUGAAGAUGUACUUCCCUGACAUCAAAUUCAACAAGAACAACACAGCACAGCUUGUCAAGUGGUUCAGUAACUUUAGAGAGUUUUACUACAUCCAAAUGGAGAAGUAUUCUCGUCAAGCUCUGGCUGAGGGAGUCAAGAAUUCUGAGGAUCUGAUUGUCACCACAGACUCCGAGUUGUACAGAGUGCUGAAUCUCCAUUAUAAUAGAAACAAUCAGCUUGAGGUCCCAGAGUCAUUCCGUGGAGUGGUUCAGUCCACACUUCGAGAAUUUUUCAAAGCCAUUUGUUCAGGAAAGGAUCAGGAACAGUCCUGGAAGAAAGCCAUCUACAAAGUCAUCGCUCGCAUGGACGAUGCCCUCCCCGAAUAUUUCAAGUCUCCCAACUGGAUGGAGCAAUUGGGAGAAAUGUGAACAAGAAGCAGAAGAAAACCAGCUGCUGUUCAUCAAGCAGCUGCGAAUGCAAUUUUGUGCUAGUCAGACUAUUUUAACUUUGUGCAAUGUGAGCGAGGUGUUUUUGAAGGAGGAACUCUGGCCUGAUGAAACAGAUGAAACACAGGACAAUGUUGCCUGUCACAGACUUACGCAGAAAAUAUUGUGCUGAAGGACUUAAGAAUACAUGUACCUCAUGUAUAUGCCUGUUUCUGGACGGACUGUCUAACUCUGACUCCCAACAAUUCAUCAAAUACUUGCUCUUCAUCUCUGAGAAAUUUGCCUGUCUUGCUGCAUGGAUAGACAAUUAUGUACAGUACAUACAUAUUAAAUAUAUACAUAUAUAUAUAUAUAGAAGCCCUUGUAUGUGUUAAAUGCAGAAAUGGGUCUUAUGUAUGUAUCUAAGAUGAAAUGAAGGAAUCUUUCACAGAUUUUAUCAUCUAUCAGUUUAACAUUGCUGCCUUAUUCCGUUUUCUGUAGCAUUUGUAAGCAUUCCAUGUUUGUACAAAUAACCAUGUAUAUUCAUUCGCUGCCAAUGGUUUUGACAUGUUACCAUAUUUCCGUUUUGGCCUAUAAUCAGGCUAGUCAACUCAAGUCUUGGUGAAUGUUGUUAUCAGCAGAUUUUCCUCAACCAUUCCACUUGGAUGCAAAUUAUGAAAAUUUAUAUGUGAAAAUUUUAUCGUAUAUGUAUACCAUGGGGCCAGAAUUGCCUUUUUAUGCUGUAUGACUUUGACUAUUUUGUAAAUAGAUUUUCACUUUAAAUCAAAAAUAACUUUAGGAGUAUUAUAUAUCAUUUAGUCACGAUUAUAUGAGGGGUUUUGCUGUUGAGAAAACAGAAAGUAUGCCCAGUGUUUGUUGAUAAUGGUGACUUAUUUGUGCUUGUAUUUAUUUCUUUUCAAAGGACAGAAUUGGGGUGGGGCAUCUUCUCAAACUGUCUCAUACCAUCAUUCCAAGGAAAGGAUAUCUUGUAAAUAAUUUAUUAUUUAGUUUUUGAACCUACAAAAGGGUACGAUCGCACUACCAGGUACAUAUUUAUGUUUUUUUCCAUUGAACAGAACAAGUAAACAUAAUAAGUUAUGGGCCGAAUGAUAAAUUGUCAUAGAAACAUUAACAAUUUCUCACAGUCGUAGAGUUGUGUUAUGCAUAACAACUCCGUUUCAGGACCAUAGCUUAAUAUAUGCAGUUGAAUUCCCAGGAAACUUUUUUUUGCCUUUUUGUGUUAUCUU